This is a messenger RNA of Symbiodinium sp. CCMP2592, 2088 nucleotides long. Lineage: Eukaryota; Dinophyceae; Suessiales; Symbiodiniaceae. The record is from the annotation of a GenBank genome assembly.
AUGCUCCUGGAUGAAGGCGCCAGCAUUGAGGGAAUUACUCUCGAGGAUGGUGUUGGCAACCACAGUGUUCUUCAUACAGCCGUGUUGAAGGAGGGCAGUGGUGGGGGAGUCGACAUGAUCAAGCUCCUUUGCCAACGGGGAGCAGAUAUCGCGCGCCUGACAUCUAGCAGACAUUCCUGUUUGCACUUGGCUUUUCAGACGGGGAAUUGCACUACCAUCCGUGAAGUCCAGAAGCAGAUGAAGAUUAGCGGCCAGGACUUGAAUGACUUGCUCUCCUAUGAGGACGACUUCACCUCGACGGAGCGAGUGGAGACUCCGUUGGAGUUGGGCAUCAAGCUCGGACGGUUGCAUAAGGAAGGUCUCGCCUUGCUUGCCCCCGUCCACCUCAGCAGCCUGAGGGUCUUCAUCCACCACGCUCCCGAGUGCAUCCCAAUAUUCAUGCAUCGUCUCACGUCUCAACGUGACUCUGGCGAAGACCUGGUUGAAGACCUUGUCGACAACUUGCCACCUGGCGACAUUGCCACCAUGAUCCUGCACUACCCAGAGGCGGCUUCAGCGCUAUUCAACACAUUUACAACCAGUCCUCAGGUGAGCGACGAGAGGUUUCACCCGCUGCCGCGCCGGAUGUCCUUUGCGAAACGUUCCACUUUGACAAGGCUUUUGACUUGGUGUUGCGGCAUUCCUCCCUUCGUUUGCUUCUAUACGGAUGACUCUGCAUGGCGUUUUGAUGAUGCGCGCUUUGAAGCCCCGGCAUGGCAUCAGCAGAUCACUGACAACAAGCGUGCACCGUAUUGUGACGCCCAAAUCAAGGUUUGUCGCUUUCCAAACAUCAUCUCACCAAAGGUAUUCGCCCCGCUUGUUCGGAGUGCAGAACAAGCCCUAUUUCUUCAUCAGACAAUGCCAAUCCGCGCUGCAGUGUCGUACACUUUCUGGAAUGGCGCCAUCUGGAUGGAAGGCACCCAGUUCCUGCUCGCAUUCUGGGGAUUGGUCCUUCUGAUCAUGCAGACCCUCCUCGAGCACGAAGGGGCCGUAGGAAAAGACGCCGCGUAUUUUGAUUCGCAGAUGAACGAAGGAGUAUUUGACCCCAGUUUCGUGGCCGAGAGCCAGAGGAACGGAAUUGAUGCAGACUGGAUCAUUGCAAAAGGCAUCGUCGACCUAAUGUUAGAGCUCGCGCAGGUGUGGGGGUGCAAAUUGGCAGGAGAGUUGCGCAGCUAUGCCAACUUCGGCAACGCGUGGGAUUUGAUGCGCAGCAUCAUUCCGGUCAUGCUGCUGUUUUUUCACGAAAGCCGCUGGCUGCAUCUCUUUGUUGUGCUGAUCUAUUGGGCGCGGCUCAUGGAGGGUUUGAGCCUCUCCGAGACAAUGGGACACGCGUUGGUGCCACUGCAGAGGCUCGCCAAGGGCUUGUUGCCUGCGAUGAUCUUCAGCAUGCUUUCUUUCGGCGCGCUGACUCAUGCCAUGUACGCUGUGCAGCUAGAAGCGGUGAGACUAUGGCCGAACACACUUUUCCUUACUUUCAGCCGAUUCAUAGCACAGAGCCUGCCAGAAGACUCUCCUAGCGACACUCUCGAGCUGUUAGUCCUGAGCGGGGGGACACUCUUCUUUUCCGUCUUUGUUCUCAACAUCUUCGUGGGCGUCAUCAAUGAGCUCUAUGAGCAAGAGAAUGCUUGUGCUGAACUGAGCUUCGCCAACCUCAGAGCCUCCUCAUGCUUGACGUUCUUAUUCCGAGUUCGCGUGCUGCCCUGCGUUUUUGUUGACCGCACAACCGGUGUAGGUGUGGCAUGUGGGUGCAUGGUUUUGCUCUUGGUCAUGCAGGUGCUGGCACUGGCCAGGGGAGUGCACUUGCCGGGUAAUUGGCAGUUCGUCGCCACGCUAGCCUGUCAGCUGAUUCUUUCCAUAGCUUCACUGCAGUGCAAAGAAAGUGCGGAUGAUUGGCCCACCUUCGACGUCUUCAGACAGCAGCGUCCCCAAGGCGGCUACAGCCCGGCAGGCAGCCAAGGAGCUGAGCUUGGCAGGAGGAAACUUGACUGCCUUUGGCCCAGGUCUACGCUCAGGAGUCAACGGAUCAAGUACUUGCCAGGGGUGCUGUAG